Molecule: messenger RNA, 6705 nt
Organism: Cyclopterus lumpus (lumpfish)
Lineage: Eukaryota; Metazoa; Chordata; Actinopteri; Perciformes; Cyclopteridae
Product: phosphofurin acidic cluster sorting protein 1-like
Exons: 24
Coding region: 418-3135 (905 amino acids)
Biological process (GO): protein localization to plasma membrane
Molecular function (GO): transmembrane transporter binding
Source: RefSeq, a predicted model, not a curated record
UGUGCGACCGACUACAGCGAGAGACAUUUCCGCUUCCUGCACCCUCCCCCCCUCGCCUCCCCCCCACACCUCACCCCUCCAGCCAACGCUAAGUCGGGCUCCGGAGAGGACACGCACACACACGCGCACACACACACACGCACACACAGACGCGGGUUUAACCCCCCCCCCCCCCCACGCCCCCCACCCCCCUCCACGACGACCGCGAUGUUUUCACUCUCCGGCGGCGAGUAGCGUCUUUGAACGUUACACGGGAGCGUUUUUACGCGUUUGCACCAGCGAGAAGAGAAGCAACGGGAAGGAGGAGGACUUCCACAGUAAAAAAGGGACACAGAAAGAGGACAACACGCGCACGCACACACACGCGCAGAAGGCAGGCUACUCCGGGUGUUCCUCCUCUCGUCUCCAGCCUCCAGGAUGUCGGAGCGAGGGGGGCUCCCGCGGACUGGGGGCGUCCCGUCGCCGCACAUGCAGCCCUCCAAGCCGGUCUGCAUCACCUCCAACCGGCCGGUCCACAUGAACCUGUACGCCACCUGGGAGGUGGACCGCUCCUCGCCCAGCUGUGUGCCCAGGCUCUUCAACCUGACUCUGAAGAAGCUGAUCAUGCUGAAGGAGCUGGAUAAAGACCUCACCUCCGUGGUCAUCGCCGUCAAACUGCAGGGCUCCAAGCGGAUCCUGCGCUCCAACGAGAUCCUGCUGUCCUCGGCGGGACUGACGGAGACCGACCUGCAGCUCACCUUCUCUCUGCAGUACCCGCACUUCCUGAAGAGGGACGCCAACAAGCUUCAGAUCAUGCUGCAGCGACGGAAGCGCUACAAGAACCGGACCAUCCUGGGCUACAAGACCUUGGCCCUGGGCCUCAUCAACAUGGCCGAGGUGAUGCAGCACCCCAGUGAGGGGGCCCAGGUCCUGGGGCUCCACAGCCAGCUGAAGGACGCCUCGGUGCCCGUCGCCGAGAUCAGAGUCUACUCCCUGUCCAGCCAGCCCAUCGACCACGAGGGGCCCAAAGCAAAGAUGUCUGAUCGCUCCCCGGACAUCGACAACUACUCCGAAGAGGAGGAAGAGAGCUACUCGUCGGAGCAGGAAGGCAGCGACGACCCCAUUCAUGGACAGUAUCUAUUUGACGAAGAGGACGAGGUGAGGAAGAAGAAACCGAGGCGCAAGCUCCCUUCCAAUGCCGCCAUCACCAGACAACCCAACAUCAAGCAGAAGUUCGUGGCCCUGCUGAAGAGGUUCAAGGUCACCGACGAGGUCGGGUUCGGCCUGGAGCACGUGUCGAGGGAGCAGAUCCAGGAGGUGGAGGAGGACCUGGACGAGCUCUACGACAGCCUGGAGAUGUACAACCCCAGCGACAGCGGGCCGGAGAUGGAGGAGACCGACAGCAUCCUCAGCACGCCCAAACCCAAGCUGAGGCCGUUCUUUGAAGGAAUGUCUCAGUCCAGCUCCCAGACGGAGAUCGGCAGCCUGAACAGCAAAGGCAGUUUGGGUCGAGACACUCUGAGCCCGCAGGGGGAGCAGCCGCCGCUAGAGAAGAUGAAACUCUCCCGCAGCCGCAACCUGGAGGAGGCCCUGUCUGAGACCGACACACUGGAGCUAACAGAUCAGGAGCUGUUUGCUGAGGUGGGCCCCUGCAUCACGGUGUCAGUGGCAGAGAAACCCCGUACGCCCAUGAAGAGCAGCAGAAGUGAAACCCAGGCCAUGCCAUCGCCGAGGCUGGACGGGGGCCACACGCCCAGACAGAAGCGCAUCAGCACCCCCAUGAAGGAGCGGCAGCUCUCCAAGCCGCUGAGCGAGCGGACCAACAGCUCCGACUCGGAGAGAUCCCCGGAGCUGGGACACAGCACGCCGCUCCUGAGGAAGGCAGUGUAUGACCAGUUGAACCAGAUUUUGCUGUCGGACUCUGCGCUGCCAGAAAGCCUCAUCCUGGUCAACAUCAGUGACUGGCAGGGGCAGUACGUCGCCGAGCAGCUGCAGGUCCAGAGGCACCCGGUGGUCUGCACGUGCUCGUCGGCUGAAAUCCAGGCGGUGCUGUCGGCCGUGCUCACCCGCAUCCAGAAAUUCUGUAACUGUAACUCGUCCAUGCCCAGAGCCGUGAAGGUGGCGGCGGUGGGCAGCCAGAGUUACCUCGGGGCCAUCCUGCAGUUCUUCGUCACGCAGCUCGCCAACAAAACGUCCGACUGGCUCAACCACAUGCGCCUGCUGGUCGUGCCUCUGGGCUCCCACCCGGUUGCCAAGCACCUCGGAGCCCUCGACAACCGCUACAGCUCCUCCUUCCUGGACGGGGCGUGGAGAGACGUGUUCAGUCGCUCUGAGCCGCCGCAGACGGAUCAGUUGGAUGUCGCGGCGAGAAUCUCCCAGUACAUCAGCGGAGCCACGGUCACACACCAGCUGCCCAUCGCCGAGGCCAUGCUCACCUGCAAACACAGGACGCGAGAUGAAGACUCCUACCAGAAGUUUAUUCCCUUCAUCGGGGUGGUGAAGGUCGGGCUUAUCGAGUCGGGUCCGUCUCCAACAGGAGACGCAGAAGAGGGCGUGGCGGUGAGCUUGGCGGUCCCCUCCACGUCUCCCCCCUCCCACGGCUCCCCCACGGGGAUGAUUAGAGAGGCAGCCACGCCUCCCUCCUCCCCCUCCAUGGGCAGCGUCCUGUCGGCGCAAGGGAGUCCCAGCAUGUCUCACGGCGUGGACGCCAUCGGCCUGCAGGUGGACUACUGGCUGGCCUCGCUGGCCGAGAAGCGGCGCGAGGGCGAGCGGCGCGACACGGCCUGCAAGAACACGCUGAAGAGCGCCUUCCGCUCGCUGCAGGUCAGCAGGCUGCCGGGCGAGGGCGGCAGCGAGCCGCUGGCCCAGGUCAGCACCAUGGCCAUGACCGUGGUCACCAAGGAGAAGAACAAGAAAGUUCCCACCAUCUUCCUGGGAAAGAAGCCGAAGGAGAAGGACGUGGACUCCAAGAGCCAGGUCAUUGAAGGCAUCAGCCGACUCAUCUGCUCUGCCAAGCAGCAGCAGACCAUCCUGAAAGUGUCCAUCGACGGCGUGGAGUGGAACGAGGUGAAGUUCUUCCAGCUGGCCGCCCAGUGGCCCACUCACGUCAAAUACCUACCUGUGGGACUCUUCGGCUACAGCAAGCCGCCCUCUUAGGGGGCGAGCGCCAGCCGACCCCUCUGACCCCGACUUGACCUUCGACCUUCGACUCUCCCCGAUUCCCCGUUAACACCUCCACGCAGAAGACCACCUGCAGAUCAGGGAGGAGACGUCGAGUGGCUGGACAUUUUUCUCCUUUUAGUUUCAUUCAGGCUACCGUCGCCUUGUUUCGGAGGAGGAGGAGGAGGAGGAGGGUGCGACGCAGCGUUGUUACUAGUCACUUUAAUGCCCCUUUUUGUGUGUGUUGCGAGUGUGCAUGCACACCUGAAUGUACAGUGUGUGUGUGUGUGUGUGUGUGCGAGUGUUUACAAGGGGCCCACAGCACAAGUUUAUUAGCUCACUGCCAUUUACGUUUCCGUUCUAUGGAAUGCAAUAGCAUGCAACAACUCACCAAUUUCAAGCCCUCAAAAAGACCCUGACCCUCCACUGUUGACCCCUCCCACUCACCUCAAGACCACACCCACAACUUGCAGAUACACCACUCACGUGCCAGAUGACAGCGACUCAGAAAAUACAGAUAAAAAAAAGGUGUUGAAAACACAAAGAAACGUCUCCUUGCAUGUGAUUUAUGUUUCUGCUCCAGGCGCCCGUUAUGUUUGUUUUCAUUUCGAGGGCUUCCAUAUAUUUUAAAAAUAUUUCCUCUGUACACAAAUCCGUCACGUGGAUGUCUAAUGCCAAACGCAAAAAAAAAAAAAAAUGAAAAUAUAUAAAAAGGGAAGUGUCUGUUUAAAAAAAAAAAAGAAAAGAAAUUGUGCUCUCAUGAAAAAUAGUACCGCCUUCCCCCUUUUUAACGCUGUUUCGUGAUGCGUCGUGUGUGUGUGUGUGUGUGUGUGUGAAGAGGGUUUGAGGGGCGGGGCCUACUUUAACGUGCAGUUUUAUUUGCUAUGCCUUACAAAGACACAUCCGGGUGUUUGCAGAGUCUGGCUGGUAAUAACUGGUAAUAACUGGUAAUAACAAGCAAAACAUGCAACCGGACGCUUCAACAACAAAAUGCAUAUUUAGAUGGGAAUAUGAUGGAUCCAUAAUGGGAGUUAAACACCUGCAAUAAAGCACAAUGUCGUCUGCCAGUUUUCCCCUAAUAAUCCAUUCUCCAUUGAAAACAGCAGACUCGUUAAUAACCUUCAUUUCUAUCAGGAAAAUGAAGUGUUUGGGUCUGCUCCAUGCUUUCUCUAGGGUGUCGUGAGGUGACUAGUGAGUGUACAGUAACUGAUAACAAGUGUUUGUGUGUGUGUGUGUGUGUGUGUGUGUGUGUGAAAUCAAUGUAAUGUGGUCAUAAACUUUGAAAACUAAAAAUCACUAAAUAGGAGAAAUACUUUUUCUACCAUGCGACAGGGGGGCAUGCAAAUGGUGUGUGUGUGUGUGUGUGUGUGUGUGUGUGUGUGUGUGUGUGUGUGUGUGUGUGUGUGUGUGUGUGUGUGUGUGUGUGUGUGUGUGUGUGUGUGUGUGUGUGUGUGGUCAUUAUCAAUAUCAUUGAUGGGAUUAUGUCUGCAGUGGUCGUCCUGUUUAUUUUGUGGCCCAGUUUGUUUUUUUCACCCCACAAAACGCGUUGAAAACCAAACAAAAUCCCGUCAUAAAAUUCCGUUUUAUUAUUAUUAUUGAAAUCCAAAUAAACGAUCUGCAACGGUGGUUCAUGACGGCCGUUCUUGAACGCUCUGCCUCGUGUCGCCCGCAUCGCAACGCUCUCCAGUAAAAGUAUUAGAAAAAGUUUAUUUUUUAUUUUUGAAAGAUAGUGUUAAAUGCCGGUGUCUUGAUUCAACUGCUGUUGGUGGUGGUGUUGUUGUUGUUGUUGUUUCUUUCUACAGUGUUACAACUCGGCUCUCUGUUACACUGACGGUUUCACACUGUACUUCCAAAUAUUUGAAUGUAUGGAAAUUGAGUUCACGUGUGCAGUUUUAAGGCGGCGCCACAAUAUCACCAAGUGGUUUUAUUUGGAGACGUUCAGAGAAACUUUACAAUCAUCUUUAUAAAAUACGUGGAAAGGGUUCAGAAUUGUCCACUAAUUACUUCACUAAUGUUUAAGGAAUGCAUUCAAGUUCAGGAUUGAGCAGCUAUUAUGCAUGAAUUGGGUUAUUCCUUUGGCUAGUAUACAGUAUAUCAAUAUAAAAAACUUUAAAAAUGUUAAAGCUGCACUUAUAAAUGACGACAUGUGACAAAACCAACAGGAAAUCUUAAGUUCUCUUCAGGUCUUCAGAGGGUUUUAGGGUCUUUCAGCUUGUAAUUGUAAUAAAAUGACAGUCAGUGUGUGUUUCUGCUGCCACCAAGUGGCCGGAGGAAAAAAAAACAUGAUGCAGCUUUAAGUUUAAAUUAAAGCAGGUCAUUUGAAAGAGGUUUUGUCUUCUUAAAUGAAGUGAUGAGGUCAAACGGGUCACGAGGAAGACUUUAAGUGUAAUUAAAAGGUACAUUGUAUCCUGGUACUUUAAUAUACUUUAUGCGUUGUAAUGGCUUCUCUGUGAUUUAACCUUUUAAUGAAGUCAUUAGUGACAACUCUGAAAGUUUUUUUUUUUAAAUAAGGCUUUAUCAUAAAAGGGUACUGUGUUUUAAAAUUUGAAAGAAUUAAAAAAAUUUAAAAAAGAAUAUGUCCAAAAUGUAUAAAUGGAAUAAAAUGGGCUUUUUUUUCAAUGAUCAUGUAUUAGGGACAACCUCCACUAAAUAAAUAUUAAAAAAACUGCUCUUUGCCUUAUAGUAAUUAGUCGAAUUAUUGAUAUGUGAAAAGUCCUAGUUUGGCUCGAGAGGUUAAAGGUCACCAAUGGGACCUGAACGUGGAAACGUUCUCAAACUAAAUCACUGCCAAAACUAAAACUAACAACAGAGAAAUUGCGAUUUAAUAAUCGGAUCCGUUUUGUAGGUUCGAGGGUCCAAAAGUGAUCCUCGUUCUGAAGUCACCAUUUCAACGUUUUGGAGGAACUUCCUCUCCACCACUUCCACCUUCUCUCGGCCGUCUUUCCCGUCUCGCUCUUCCGGGUUUACACGUUUUCCUGAAGUCUCUUUAAACAGCUGGUUGUCCUGUGUGUGUGCGUGUUGAACCCGUACCUGUGUUCCCCUUGUUGACGGUGUGACGGUGGUUCCUCCACCAGUCGUGGUUGGAGAUCAAGGAGCUGGUCUGGUCCAUCAAUAAUCUCUGUCAGUGAUCAGCAGUGUCUUUUCUCUCUCCACCUUCCUCUGAUGAUGAGGAGUCUUCUUCACGGCGCCUCCAUAAGCUUAGCUUUCUAAAGUCACCUUGAAAUGAUAUUGUUUCGCCCGCCAUGGUCGCAGUGGGUUUCUGCUCCCUGCAGAGCGCCCUGAGCUCGUGGACUUUGUGGAGAGUAUUUUUUGCACAUUGUUUCGUCAGCUUGUUUGCCUUUUGCCUAUAACGAUAACUGUAACAAACUAUAAUGCGUGUACAUAUCAGAUAGUACUUGUUAUAUUGUAUUCUAGUUCUUCUGUUUUUUUUUCUUCUUCUUAAUUUGACAUGUUUUGUAGCACUGCUUUUUCAUUAUUACGUUUGUCAAUCAAACAGAUGUGGGAUGAAAAGUGGAAGUGUUCAUUGUUUCAUUUGUUUUUUUUAAAUAAAAAUACUCCUGAUUUGUA